GAUUCACGCGAGGGUAAGCACGUGAGCCGGUGAGGCUUCAGAGUACAACCCGAGCUCCUCCACUGCCACGAAUGCCCUCCUCACCGCUUGCCGACAGCGCCGCAGAGCUCGCGACAAGUCCAGCAGCGCCGCCUCCACAUCGUCCCACUGCGAGCCGGCAUCCCGCUCCACCACGCGCACCAAAUGCGCUCGCAACGCCCGGACCCCGUCUGCGGCCGCCGCAGGCUCCGCACACCUCGCUCUCACGAGGCGACACAGCUCGUCACACCCCAACGUGCCGCCCCGCAGCCUCACCUCCUCGGCCCCCUCUGGUGACCAGAGGUGGCGGCGCACCCAGCUGAGACGCCCAAUCGCCGCCUCGAGUGUGUCAGCAGGCCCCGCGGCCGCCAGUGGGUCGCCGCCGUCCCCCGCCCACGCCGCGCAGGCCGCGGCGAGUCCUCGCCGCCGCUCGUCUCGCCCUUCGCCCGCGACGAGCGAGGCGGCGCGGAGGGCGGGCAUCCUGCCCGCGGCGUCCUCGAUCCACAAGUGCGCGAGGACCACAUCCGCGAGGCGCGCCGCCGCGGGCCGCAGCCGGAGCAGCGUGUGCAGCGCCCCCGCCCACUCAAAGGGAGGGUCCACCUCAAGGGUGAUCGUCAGGUGCGCUGACGAGCCGCCGGCCGCGGCGACUGCGCGGUGAGGCCAGCCGCGCGGGAGGGAGAGCGCGUCACCGGGCCGCAGCUCUGCGCCGACGCGCGGGCGCACGCCAGCGAUCGCGGGCGGGCGGCGCGGCGCGCGCAGCCGCGGGAGCGCCUCGCCGCAGCCGGCGCUCCACACCUCCCACCGCUUCGCGCCGGAGAGCUGCAGCACCAGCACGUCGUGGUCGUCGUAGUGCGCCGCAAGGCCCCGCGCGCUCGGCGGCGUCACGUACAGGUUCGCCCCAACCUCGCUCGCCGGCCCGGCCGCCUACCUCCCCGUGUCCG
Molecule: messenger RNA, 959 nt
Organism: Emiliania huxleyi CCMP1516
Lineage: Eukaryota; Haptophyta; Isochrysidales; Noelaerhabdaceae
Exons: 8
Source: RefSeq, a predicted model, not a curated record